AUGGGAACUCGGAGCUGUACCCCAGGGCCCCAGAACUACCGAGCCUCGCUGGCGCAGGAGGGCUUCGGCGUGGAGGAGCUCAGGCUCUUGGACGAGCCCGGCUCUUGGACGAGCCGGGUCUGGCGAGUCACAGGUGAAACCGGGUCAGGGGGCAGAAGGUACCAAGAGCUGCCAGAGAUGGAGGCGGAGUUGCAGGCCUUGGAGGCGGAGAGGUGUGCGGACUUUCUGAAUGCGCCCUUCGCGGAGAGGUCGGACGAGGGUGAGCCAAAAUGGGAGGAGCCGGAGGCCUUCGAGCACCAGAGCUGCGCCGACUUCUUGAAUCGCUAUGGGCACGAGAGGUCUGAGAGCCAGCCGGAGCAUCGGUCCGAGGUGGCCGACUUGGUUCCCAUCUUUGUCGUAGAUGACGGCGAGGAGGAGCAUGAGGAGCCCGAGCAACCUCUGAGGCAGUCAGACUUCAGGCCUCGGGUGAACCUGAAAGCCAAGGAGAUUCUGCGGCCGAAGACCAAGUGCCGGGCAGCUCCGCCAUCCGUGCCUCAAGUGCCGCAUCCCCCCUCAGAGCCGCCCAGCUGGUGGCGCUGUGAGAAGGAGCCGAGCGCGAAAAAGCGGCCCAGGAGGGUCUACGAGGAUCCGGAGCGGGCCCGGAGCACGAAGUCGUGGAGGAGCACGCAGGAUUGGGAGCAAGACAAGUGGAGCCGAGAAGUGAAGCUCAAAGCCCAGGCCAGCUUGCGAACUCUUCGUUUGAUCUUGAAUGGAUGCCCGACCGGGCCUUUCAAGACGGCUCAAAUGCCGCACCAGGGGCUCGUGGCGGACAGACGCGCGGCGAGAACACCUUGCUGCGUGGCGAAAGUGACAGACAAGGACUUCGGCGCAUCUCACACGAUCCUCGACGGCCAAUUGUCUCAGGGAAGUUCCAUGGUGUCCAUGGUCCAUGCGUCUGGCAUGGAUAUGCCAAAGCUCGAGAAGAAGCUGAGCCAGCUUGGAGCAAAGAAGCUCGGGCUGCAGCUGAAGCUGCCGCCCGGCGCUGCCGUGUACCUCGACCAGGUGCUCGGCGAGCUGACGGACCGGGAGAUGCAGGACUUUGAACAUGUGCAGAUGCUGCUGGAGCCCUUCCUGUUGGAUGCUUUGAAGAACGGCCGCGAGACGCCCAACGACCGGCGCAACAACGAGCGGGUUGAGGCGGCAUGCCAAGAGAUCUUCGCAGAGCUCCGCGCGCGGAGCGCGAGCGCGAGCCUCGCCUCCGAAGGUGAGCUGCGCGAGAUUCGCUGCGCGUUGCGGCGAGCGGCUGCGGCAGAGGUGACCCCUGACGAGGAGGUCACCUCCUCCUCCUGA
Molecule: messenger RNA, 1329 nt
Organism: Effrenium voratum
Lineage: Eukaryota; Dinophyceae; Suessiales; Symbiodiniaceae
Source: the annotation of a GenBank genome assembly